AUGCAAUCUCCUUUUACUAAUUGUUCGAAACAUAGCGAAGAUCCUUUACCGGUCAAGAAUCGGAUCGGACGUCCAAUCGUGAUUCUUGGACAUUUUGGCAAUUGGACCUUGUCGAUCUUUGACGUCCAGU
This is a messenger RNA of Racocetra persica, 130 nucleotides long. Lineage: Eukaryota; Fungi; Glomeromycota; Glomeromycetes; Diversisporales; Gigasporaceae. The record is from the annotation of a GenBank genome assembly.